AUGACUCUUUCACUCUCUGUACUGGUAGCAAUCGAGAUGUUCAAUUCCCUGAAUGCACUUUCUGAAGACAACAGCUUGUUCACAAUGCCACCUUGGAGGAAUCCUUGGCUUCUAGUUGCCAUGUCAGUCUCAUUUGGACUCCAUUGCCUCAUACUCUAUGUUCCCUUCCUGGCAGACGUGUUUGGUAUUGUCCCAUUGAGCCUGAACGAGUGGGUUCUAGUCAUCUUGUUUUCAGCUCCUGUGAUUCUAAUCGAUGAGAUUCUCAAAUUUGUGAAACUGCAAGCACCUAGUAGUGAUCCGCAUGUGGCGGCAUCUAGCUUUAUUGGCAUACGCAUUGUGAAGCCCUUUGAGCAACAGUGGAAAAAAGAGGUGCUGAAUCAGCUAAUUGCGGCAAAAAAUCAGCUACUUGUGUCAGGAAUUAAGGCACUAGUGGGCCAAAACGGUUCUUAA
This is a messenger RNA of Manihot esculenta (cassava), 450 nucleotides long. RefSeq names its product calcium-transporting ATPase, endoplasmic reticulum-type-like. Gene Ontology annotation, molecular function: P-type calcium transporter activity. The record is from RefSeq and is a predicted model, not a curated record. The coding region runs from base 1 to 450 and encodes 149 amino acids. Lineage: Eukaryota; Viridiplantae; Streptophyta; Magnoliopsida; Malpighiales; Euphorbiaceae. The transcript has 3 exons. Gene Ontology annotation, biological process: intracellular calcium ion homeostasis; calcium ion transmembrane transport.